UCAUACAGGAGGAUUUGGGCAAAUAACAAAGGCGGUUUGGUCCAAAAUUAAUAAUUAUGUUAUUUGUAAAAAAUUGACUAAUACAAUUGAUAUUGAAAAUGAUUUGCUAGAUGCAUUUGUUCAUGAAUUAAAAAUGCGUUUUCAUCUUAAUUAUAGUGACAGAUUUAUACAUUGCUUUGGCAUUAGUUUAGACCAAAAUACAAAAGAGUAUCUUCUUAUUAUGCAGUAUGCCAAUGGUGGAGAUCUUCAAAAUUAUCUCAAAAAUAAUUUUAAGAAUUUGACUUGGAAUGAUAAGAAAAAAUUGGCAUUUCAAAUUGCAGAUGGAUUAGAUUACUUGCAUAAUGAAAAUGUUUUGCAUAGAGAUCUUAAUUCUAAGAGUAUAGUUAUUCAUGAAAAUAAUGCUAAAAUUACAGAUUUUGGUAUUUCAAAAAAUUCAAAUAACCAAAUUUCAACUGCUCAUAUUGGUAAUUUUGGCGUUAUUGCUUAUAUGGAACCACAACGCAUUUUAGAUCCAAAAUUUCCAUAUACUAAAUCUUCAGACAUUUAUAGUUUUGGAGUAAUAAUGUGGGAAAUUUCUAGUGGAUGUCCUCCAUUUAAAAUUUGUGAUAAUAAUAUUGCACUUGCUGUUUCUAUUAAUACUGGUGUUCAUGAGGUUGUGAUCCCUGAUACUCCUAAAGAAUAUGAAAAACUCUACAAACAUUGUUGGAGCCGAGAACCUGAACAAAGGCCAACUAUUAAGGAAGUAUUGGAUGAAUUCGAAAGAAUGGGAUUUGUUAUUAAUGUCGCAAAUAAAUCAAUCAAAGAAUUGCAAACUAUGCAAACUACUAGUAGUGAAUCUUUGGAAUAUGUUCAAUCCUCUAAUUUACACAUUGAUUUGCACAAUUAAAUUGACUGACUCAUUAAGGAUGAAAAGUUUUAGUAAACGGUUUACUGCAAUUUUAAUUAGGUAAUAUCAAAUAUCAAUUACUAUUUUAAAAAAUGCUCAAUACUAGUAGCUAAAAGACAGGCAUAAAUAGUGGUUGGUUAUACAAAAAUACAAUAUUUUAUAAAAGAAAUUAUUUUUAUCAAGGGUUAUUUAAUUAAAAUUUAAAUAACUCUUGAUAACAAUUUCCUAUUUUUAAUGUUAAAAGUAUAUAACCAGAAAACAGAAACCGUUAUGGGCCCGGAGCGAUAAAAUUUUUUACCAUCUAUUUAUCUUUUUUAUUAUGUAUCACAAAUUUU
Molecule: messenger RNA, 1221 nt
Organism: Rhizophagus irregularis DAOM 181602=DAOM 197198
Lineage: Eukaryota; Fungi; Glomeromycota; Glomeromycetes; Glomerales; Glomeraceae
Source: RefSeq, a predicted model, not a curated record